AAAUGUCCGGUCAAUAUCCUGGUGGCUAUAACAACCCGAUGGGGGGUCAUCGCGGCCAAUUUAAUCCUCAACAACAACAGCAGCAACAACAAAUGAUGAAUCAAAUGCAAAUGUAUGGACAGGCUGGUGCCGGCAUGAUGCCACAACAGGGUAAUCCAAUGCAAGGAAUGUCCGGCGGUGGUGGCGGAAUGAAUCCCGUUGGAAUGCAAUCGCCAUCACAUGUCCAACAGCAGCUAAUGCAACAACAACAACAAAUGCAGCAACAACAGCAAAUGGGCGGUGUAGGUGGACCCCAAAUGGGCAUGGGAAUGGGUCAUGUUGGUAUGGGUAGUGGUGGAGUACCACAAGCUUCACUAGGUGGUGGUAUGAUGCAACAACAACCCCAGCUGUCUCCAGCAAUGCAACAACCUAAUGUUGGUAUGCAACAGCAACAACAGGCUUCACAUAUGCAAAAUGUUCCCAAUGUUGCUGCCAUGGCCAUGAUGGCUCAGCAACAACAACAACAGCAGCAACAACAACCUCAAGCAUCAAAUAACAUGCUGUCAAUUUCCCAACAGCCACACAAGGAAAUUAAUAUUGUAACGCUAUCACGUGUGGGACAAGAAACCGUACAAGAUAUUACUUCAAGAUUCCAGGAAAUUUUCACCGCUCUCAAGGUCAUACAACCAACAACCAGCCGGGACAAUGGCACUGUUAAAAAAGUUCAAGAACACUUUCGCACCAUACGCCUGCUGUUCAAGCGUAUGCGUCUAAUCUAUGAACGAUGCAGUGAUGGUUAUCCACAAGGCAUGGAAUAUGCACAUGUUGAAAGUUUAAUACCCUAUAAAGACGAAACGGAACAUCGCAAUCUGGAGGCUACACAAUGUGAAGAAUAUCGCAAAGCCUUACAAGAAAAUCAGGAGCUAAUCGACACUGUGAAAUUAAAAAAUCGUCAACUGAGAGAAAUUAUUGAUCGUACAAGGAUUAUAGUAUGGGAAAUUAAUACCAUGCUCUCAAUGAGAAGAUCUUAAAUAACGU
This is a messenger RNA of Musca vetustissima, 1017 nucleotides long. RefSeq names its product mediator of RNA polymerase II transcription subunit 30 (gene MED30). Gene Ontology annotation, cellular component: mediator complex. Gene Ontology annotation, biological process: positive regulation of DNA-templated transcription. Gene Ontology annotation, molecular function: transcription coregulator activity. The transcript has 3 exons. The coding region runs from base 3 to 1010 and encodes 335 amino acids. NCBI's taxonomy places the organism in Eukaryota, Metazoa, Arthropoda, Insecta, Diptera, Muscidae. The record is from RefSeq and is a predicted model, not a curated record.